Messenger RNA from Anthostomella pinea, 264 nucleotides. The record is from the annotation of a GenBank genome assembly. Lineage: Eukaryota; Fungi; Ascomycota; Sordariomycetes; Xylariales; Xylariaceae.
AUGGUCAUCAAGUCGAUAUUGAUCUCCAUCCUCGUCGCCUUCGCUCUCCCCGAUACCUUCGAGACGGCCAAGUUCCUCAACGAGGAAGACAAGAAGCUCUGCCGCGUCCGGGCCGAGAUCAACCAGCGAUACAACGGAAAGCCGGACUUCGACUGGAAGGAUGUCAAGAAGGCCCUCGCCGACUUCAAACUCGAAACCAAGAGUCAUUGGUCAAGCUCGAAACCGAGACAGACACAGAGCAAGUCAUAUGAAGAGUCUAGAUAA